Molecule: messenger RNA, 547 nt
Organism: Exserohilum turcica Et28A
Lineage: Eukaryota; Fungi; Ascomycota; Dothideomycetes; Pleosporales; Pleosporaceae
Exons: 2
Coding region: 101-400 (99 amino acids)
Source: RefSeq, a predicted model, not a curated record
CCGCUGCUAUUUUCAUACAUCAACACACACAACCAAGGACAACUAGUUUUUUUUUACCCACGUUUAGAUUUUUUUCGCCGUGCUAGCAUGGAAGUCAACGAUGCUAAGACGCCUCCUCCAUUAUGGCUCUCGGGUCUUGUUGCUGCUGGAGAGCUUUCUCGUGAAGAAGUCAUGGCGUAAACCAAAAAAGGAAGAAAACAGGCAUUCUACAGUACACGCCGAGCAGAACAGGUACUUAACGACGUGUUCACGUUGGCUAAGCGCCCCCAAACCUCGAGGCGCCUGCUGCGCCGCAGGAACCGGUGUCGUCCAAUCAUUUAGCGACGGGAAUCCCAAUCUGGGCAUAAACCAAGCCGGCGGAACGCGACAAUCGACGACAUUUGCCCGGCGUCCAAUAUAAAGGCAUGACGCUGCGGCAAGUGGGUACAGCAUUUCCUAUUCAGGUGCGGACGCAGGAACGGGUGGCUUUUACUUGCGACGGGUCUGAAGAUCGCAUCGUGUUUGGGGGGGCUUGGCUUUUUUUCGCACUUGCAGCUUGCAGCUUGUC